Molecule: messenger RNA, 3837 nt
Organism: Hirsutella rhossiliensis
Lineage: Eukaryota; Fungi; Ascomycota; Sordariomycetes; Hypocreales; Ophiocordycipitaceae
Product: acyl transferase domain-containing protein
Exons: 3
Coding region: 1-3837 (1278 amino acids)
Biological process (GO): secondary metabolite biosynthetic process; fatty acid biosynthetic process
Molecular function (GO): 3-oxoacyl-[acyl-carrier-protein] synthase activity; fatty acid synthase activity
Source: RefSeq, a predicted model, not a curated record
AUGGAGUCGCCAGAAUCGACCAUCUCCCUCAGUGCGCGCUGGCCGCGAGGUGAGGGAGAUGAGUCGUUCAAAGCCGUGCUUGACAGCUACCCCCAGGCCUACAUGGGCGUCCGGAUGGACAUCUGUAGCGCAACCAUCACAGCCCCCAAAGGGGCAGCGACGCCUUUGAUGAGACAUCUCGAAGAGAAGGGUGCUGUGGCCAAGAAAAUAGGCCUGCAAGGCCGCUUUCAUCACCAGGGACACCACGCUGCGUUCCGGAAGUUGGUCGAUCUCUGUGCCACCCUGCCCAUGCUCCAGUUUCCUCAGCAAAAUCGGCCCCUGGUGCCCUUGAGGCGGAAUGACGAUGGACGUGUGGUGACGGACGAGGUGCCGCUCCACGAGAUGGCUCUGCAGUGCAUCCUAGUCGAGCAGGCUGACUGGUAUACCACAAUGACGAAGUCGGUGGCAGCCAUGGCCCAGGGAGCUACGGCUUCACGUGUUGAGAUCAAAGCAAGAGUGCUGGUCUUGGGCCCGGUUGACUGCAUUCCCCGAUCUGCCCUGGCCCUUUGCCCUCUACAAGUCGUUCGCCCCUUGCCAAUCGAAGGUUCAAACCACGGAUAUCCUGAUGACUCCAUUGCCAUAAUCGGGGCAUCGUGUCGGUUCCCUGGCUCGGAGACCCUGCAAGAGUUCUGGGACACGAUCAGAGACAGGAAGACGGGUAGUUCUCUGGCGGCCGCGGGCUCCUUUGACUUUACCUUCUUCCGCAAAUCCCCUCGCGAAGCCGAGUACAUGGAUCCGCAGCACCGGCUCGCUCUUCAUCUCGCCUACGAGGCACUGGAAUCAGGGGGGCAUUUUAACCCGUCGUCGUCGGCGACGGACAACGUAGGUUGCUAUCUCGGUAUGUCGUCGUGUGACUACGAGGACAACGUCAAUGCCCAAGCCGCAACCGCGUUCUCCUUCACCGGCACAGCGCGUGCCUUUGCGAGCGGCCGGAUCAGCCACUUCUUCGGCCUCACCGGCCCGUCUAUGCUGGUAGAUACGGCAUGUUCGUCUUCUGCAGUGGCAAUCCACACAGCAUGCAAAGCCAUCCAGUCGGGAGAGUGCUCUAUGGCACUGGCUGGAGGCGUCAAUCUGACGACCGCGCAGUCUCGGUCGCAUCAAAACCUGGCCGCGGCAUCGUUCUUAAGCCCAACAGGCCAGUGCCGGCCCUUUGACGCGGGCGCAAACGGAUACUGUCGCGGCGAAGGCGGAGGCUUUGUUCUACUCAAGAAGCUCUCGUCGGCAGUGGCAGACAACGACUGCAUCCUCGGUGUCCUGGCGGCGUCGGCCAUCAACAACAACAAAGGAAGUCGCUCCAUCACGCUGCCGUCGUCGGAAUCACAAAGCCAUCUAUACCGGUGCGUGCUCCAGAAGGCCGGGAUGGGCCCGCUCCAUGUGUCGUACGUCGAGGCACACGGCACCGGCACCAAAAAGGGCGAUCCCGUCGAGUCCCAGAGCAUUCGACAAGUUUUUGGAGGCCGAAUUCGAUUGGGAUCGCCGCCUCUCCGCUUCGGCUCUGUAAAGGGGAACGUGGGUCAUGGCGAGGCAGCGUCGGGUCUGGCGGCUGUCGUCAAGGUUCUCUUAAUGCUACAGCAUCGCCUGAUUCCGCCCCAGGCCAAUUUCUCGGUUCUAAACCCGGCCAUACCUUCGCUGGAUGAGGCCAACAUGGAAAUCCCCACACGUCUUGGGCCUUGGAAAGAGUCCUUUCGAGCGGCAUUGGUCAACAACUACGGUGCUUCGGGGACCAACGCAGCCAUGAUUGUUUGUCAGGCUCCGCCAGCACCAUCCGAGCGGACAUUGUUGACGGAAAAGCCUCCCCAGUACCCAAUCCUCAUUUCUGCUCACUCCGCCGCCAGCCUGCGCCUAUACUGCCGCACACUCUUACACUUCAUCGAGACUCGGCAUGGUGCCCUCGGCGAUGCCUUGCCCCCGAGUGUUGCCUUCUGCCUAGCCCAACGCCAGAACCACACUCUCUGUUACCGCACCGUGUUCUCGGCCAGCUCGAUUAGCGAACUGAAGAGCCAGCUCUCGUUGCAGGCUCAAGACGACCAAUUCAAGUCACAGAGGCCACAAGGCACUCCAAAACCCGUCGUGCUCGUUUUCGCGGGCCAGACGGGCCGGCAGGUUCGUCUUAGCCAUGUUGCCUACCUCAACUCCAUCUUGCUGCAGCGUCACCUGGAUCGAUGCGACCGCACCUUGCAGACAUUGAGUCUUCAAAGUCUGUUUCCUCGCAUAUUUGACUCGGAGCCUAUCGACGACCUAGCUGACCUGCACUGCAUGAUGUUCUCACUGCAAUACGCAGUCGCCCAUUCGUGGAUCGACGCGGGUCUGGAGAUCAAGGCCGUGGUCGGCCACAGCCUCGGUCAGCUGACGGCUCUCUGUGUGAGCGGUGUGCUCAGCCUGCGUGACGCCUUGAAGAUGAUUUCUGGCCGAGCGUCACUGAUUCAGGGCAAAUGGGGCCCGGAACGAGGCUCUAUGCUCAGCGUGGAUGCGGAUGCUGCAAUCCUGCAGGCCGUUGCGCAGUCGCUGCCCCGGAGUGAUAGAGUUGAGGUUGCGUGCUACAAUUCCUCGACGCACCAUGUUGUGGCGGGGACGAGAGCGGCCGUCACCGCUUUCGAGGACGCCGCUCGCUCCAGAGACGUUCCUGUCAAACGGCUGGCUGUCACCCAUGGGUUUCACUCGGAGAUGGUUGACUGCAUCAUGCAAGAGUACCACCAGCUUAUCAAAGGGCUCGUCCUGCAUCGUCCCGGCAUCCCCAUCGAGCCCUGCUCGAAAUCAUUGGGGAGCUGGGACAGCAUUACCCCCGAGCUGAUUGCUCGACAAUCCCGCGAGCCCGUCUACUUCGCUGAUGCCAUAACCAGAAUAGAGCAACGUCUGGGGCCCUGCGUAUGGCUCGAGGCAGGGUCUGGGUCUACCGGCGUUACCAUGGCCCGCCGCGCGCUCACCGGCCGCCCUGCCCCCGAACGCUCAGCCCAUUCCUUUCACUCGGCCCGGCUUGACGACCCGGAGCCGGUGACUUCUCUCGCCGAUGCGACGCUUGGUCUAUGGCGCGAGGGGGUCCGGGUGCAAUUCUGGCUGUACCAUGCCUCCCAGAGAUGCUGUUUCGUGCCGUUGGAGCUGCCUCCGUAUCAAUUUGAAAAGUCUCGACAGUGGCUAUCUAUCGUUGACAAAGUCAAGAAUUCAGCGCUCGAAGGCGCGAACCAGCAGCAGUCAGCGCAGGAGGCUCCAAAGUUGGUCUCUCUGGAUGGAAAUAUGCAAGAUCUCGAUGCAGAGGUUAUCGAGUUUUCCAUCAACCAACAAAGCGAGGAAUACACCACCUUUGUGCGAGGGAGAACCGUCUUCGGGCGUAUCCUGGCUCCCGCUUCGGUUUACAUAGAAUCGGCUGCUCGCGCUUUCAGCCUGCUUCCGAUGCACGCGCCAUCUGGCAGUGCUUCUUCUCUAUCCGUGGAGGUGGGCGACGUGAAACUGCAUGCACCAUUCGGCCUAGACCUUCAGAAACGACUCCGCUUGACUUUGCGGAAACGAACAAGCUCGAGAUGGUACUUUGUCGUGGAAAGCUACUCGCAUAAUGAAGACGAAGGCCAAAAUUUCAAACUCCAGGCAUCAGGAACCAUUGGAUGGCAGGAACAAAGUCGAACAUGUCUUGGGCCUCGCCGGCCAUUUCUUCGUGGCCUUUAUCAUCGGUGUGAGCAACUACGUGAGGAUCGCAGCGCCUCGGUUGUGCAGGGCGCGUUUGUCAAGAAGGUCGUGGGCCGGGUGGCAAGCUACGCCGACAGCUACUUUGGAAUUCGGGGCAUUGCUCAGCCCGCCUGUCUUUGA